UAUAGCGGAGCGAACGCUUUUUGAUAGUCUUGAAGGCCAAAAAAGGUUGCUUAUUAUGUGAGCUUAAUUCUCCUUUGAAUUCCGUUAUAUAAAAAGYAUGAAUCACUGUUCUUUUUGUCCUCCUACAAACUUGGUACCGACUGAUAGCGGUGCAGUGGGUGAUCAUCCAAGACCAACAAAUGAUUUAUACAACAAUGCCUGGURUCACUACCAAUCGUAUUUAUACUACUGGAACCUUUAYAAUGCACACAAUUCACAGAAUUUUCCUUUGUGUGAAUGCUAUGAAGACACAAGACAAAGUUUCCAACAUCAGUCUUUUGGAUUUGCAAACGGAUGCACUGAUUGUUCAUAUGAUAAUGUUAACCCCAAUGAAGGGUAUUUUGACACUGGUAAUGCUGGAGAACUUACAGACAUGACUUAUUAUAAGGGUGAAACUUUUAGUCAAGAAUGCACYSGUGAAGAUGCUGAUGAUGAAGAUGAAUUUGAAGUUGAUGAGAGUUUCUACCAGUUUCUCAAGCAGUCUCAAAAACACAAAAGAGAGAGAGAGAAAUUGAAAAGAGAAGCUGCAAAAACAGAUGAAUAUAUUGAAGUUGGUAAAAAGCAAAUAAAUGCUAGCACUCUACCACCUGAAGAACAUCAACAAGCAAAGAGGAAGAAGGAUAUGGAGAGGCUUUAUGGUGACAAGGCAUCAUUCAUUAUGUCAUUGGAAGCUUCAUUGCAGUUACAUUUUGACAGGAAUUUUGAUGUGAGACAACCUGUGUUUUGGCCCAAUAUUCCUUUAAAGUUUUAAAGUUUUUAAUAAAAAAAUGUAAGCAAAAUAGAACACUUCAUAUGGUACUGGUAUUUGAUGUUCAGAGCUUUUUAUGUAAAUGUCAACAUGUCAUAAAUGUAAUGUCCCUUUUACACGGAAUCCGGAAUCCAAGGUUACACAACGUUGCACAAGGAUCACAGAGGGGGAUAUCAUAGGGGGUUGUCAUACMACAACACUGCUGGUCCCCCCCUUUUUUUUGUCAACAGCUGCUAAAAAUCGAUAAAUUUUAAGUGUUACUUUUCGAUAUUCUUAUUAA
This is a messenger RNA of Exaiptasia diaphana, 1067 nucleotides long. RefSeq names its product gem-associated protein 8. The coding region runs from base 98 to 790 and encodes 230 amino acids. Gene Ontology annotation, biological process: spliceosomal snRNP assembly. Lineage: Eukaryota; Metazoa; Cnidaria; Anthozoa; Actiniaria; Aiptasiidae. The transcript has 3 exons. The record is from RefSeq and is a predicted model, not a curated record. Gene Ontology annotation, cellular component: SMN complex.